Molecule: messenger RNA, 1600 nt
Organism: Rhincodon typus (whale shark)
Lineage: Eukaryota; Metazoa; Chordata; Chondrichthyes; Orectolobiformes; Rhincodontidae
Product: heat shock 70 kDa protein
Exons: 1
Coding region: 73-1287 (404 amino acids)
Biological process (GO): cellular response to unfolded protein; protein refolding
Cellular component (GO): blood microparticle; vesicle; cytoplasm
Molecular function (GO): heat shock protein binding; ATP-dependent protein folding chaperone; ATP binding
Source: RefSeq, a predicted model, not a curated record
GACGAUGGUAUCUUUGAAGUGAAAUCGACGGCGGGUGACACCCACUUGGGAGGAGAGGACUUUGAUAACCGCAUGGUCAGUCAUUUCAUUGAGGAGUUCAAGCGUAAAAACAAGAAGGACAUCAGUCAGAACAAGAGAGCAGUGAGGAGGCUGAGGACAGCCUGUGAAAGAGCCAAGAGAACCCUGUCUUCCAGCACACAAGCCAGCAUUGAGAUUGACUCCCUGUUUGAAGGCAUUGACUUCUACACCUCCAUCACCAGGGCUCGAUUUGAGGAGCUGAAUGCUGACCUUUUCAGAGGCACUCUGGAACCAGUGGAGAAAGCUCUGAGAGAUGCCAAGUUGGACAAGUCACAGAUCCAUGACGUUGUCUUGGUUGGGGGCUCCACCCGCAUUCCCAAGAUCCAGAAACUGCUGCAAGAUUUCUUCAGUGGCAAGGAGCUGAACAAGAGCAUCAAUCCUGAUGAGGCCGUGGCCUAUGGGGCAGCUGUUCAAGCAGCUAUUCUGAUGGGGGACAAGUCUGAGAAUGUUCAGGACCUACUUCUCCUGGAUGUUGCUGCCCUGUCCCUGGGUCUGGAGACAGCAGGAGGUGUCAUGACCGCACUCAUCAAGCGGAACACCACCAUUCCCACCAAGCAGACCCAGAUCUUUACUACCUACUCCGAUAACCAGCCUGGUGUGCUUAUUCAGGUGUAUGAAGGAGAGCGAGCCAUGACCAAGGACAACAAUCUCCUGGGGAAAUUUGAGUUGAGUGGCAUUGCUCCUGCCCCUCGUGGUGUGCCACAGAUCGAGGUCACCUUUGAUAUCGAUGCCAAUGGCAUCUUGAAUGUCUCUGCCAUUGAUAAGGGCACUGGCAAAUCGAACAAGAUCACUAUCAGCAAUGACAAGGGCAGGCUGAGUAAGGAGGAGAUUGAGAGGAUGGUGCAGGAUGCAGAAAAGUACAAGACUGAGGAUGAAGCCCAGCGGCAGAGGAUUGCAUCUAAGAACUCUCUGGAGUCCUACGCCUUCAACAUGAAGAGCACAGUUGAGGAUGAGAAUGUCAAAAAUAAGAUCAGCAAUGGAGAUAGGAAGAAAAUUCUUGAGCAAUGCAACCAGGCAAUCCUGUGGCUGGAGAACAAUCAGAUGGCAGACAGGGAGGAGUUUGAGUACCAGCUGAAGGAACUGGAGAAACUUUGCCGUCCCAUUAUUGCCAACCUUUACCAAGGAGGAGGAGCAGCAGCAGGGGCUUCUUGCAGAGCCCAGGCUGGCAGUGCCACUUCCACAGGACCAACUGUCGAGGAGGUGAAUUAAAACACUGAGAAGUCUGUACCUCUGAAAUCCAGAACUGAACCUUAGACUUUUUUUGUUUUUUUUUUUCUCCACUCCCUGUCAUUGAAAGUUUGCUGCAGAAGUUACUACCAGGUACAACAGUUAAGAUGUUAGUGAUCUGGGAGCCUGUUGACAUUUGUAAUUUAAUUUUCUGAACUCUGUGGAAGAAGAUCAAUGUGUUUGCCAUCUUGUUGUAUUGGCUUGAUAUGGAAUAGUUCUUAAUGUACAGAAGUAUUUAUUUUUGGUUACAAGUACUGUUUAUUUUUGGAAAAAAUCUAAUAAAAAUGUUCACUUA